Cladocopium goreaui is the source of this 2352-nucleotide messenger RNA. The record is from the annotation of a GenBank genome assembly. NCBI's taxonomy places the organism in Eukaryota, Dinophyceae, Suessiales, Symbiodiniaceae.
AUGUUCAACCCUGACCCCAGUGUUCCGCUGAGGCAGUCCAGCAUCAAUGAGUUGGGGCGUCGGUACUACGAGGAACCUGCUAGGUUCCACACCCGGAUCCGGGUGGCCAUUGCACCGGACUGGCACUUGUCCUGCGAUCCGCAGAAGGCCAAGCCGGUCAGCCCACCCGAGAACAUCAUGGCGUUUCUUUUGUCCAUUUACCGGGACAACCUCGAGGAAGAUAAGAUGGAGAAAUGGAAGCGCUUUGCUUUGGCCGUGGAGUUCGAGUACAUUGUGGCGACUAGUGACACCGAUCUCUACUUCCUCGCGACCAACUAUCGACAGGAUUUGAAGACGGACAAGGUAACGGAGAGCUUUGUGGAGACUUCCAUUGCCUUGUCGAAACGUGUCUUCUCGUCACGCAAGCUGUUGGACCUGCUGCUCGAGGCAGAUGAAACUGACUCCGAGACCAAUCCUUUCAACAAUCACACCAAGUUACAGCUGAUCUUGAACAGGGCCAAGUCAGCUCGUAAUGUGGAAUGGUAUGACGGCUGGAAAAACGGGCACCUCAGCCCUGAGAUGCUGACAUGGAGAGGCAUCUACAAUUCCCUUCAUGGCAAGGGGACUUGCGACAUGUUCAUUGGGCAGCUUGACUUGCGGGAGGACUAUGGCUGGUCAUCUGACCUUGUGACCGAGAUGAAAAGUGUUUGCCAAGAUCAUGGAACUUACAGGAAGUGUCUUGCCUUGAAGUGCGGCUACGCGAACGAGAAGAAGGAUUUGACCUGGAGGGCAGGUUGGCCCAGAUCGGCAGAAAUUUUCUGGUCUUUUCUGGAGGACGAGGACGAUGUUGAGAUGGUGCCGCAGAACCUGCCGGAGGAAGCCGAGGAUGAGAAGGGAACCAGCCAUCUCAAGGUGCCCCCUUCGAUCUUGAAGACCAAGAGGGGACAGGCUUGCACUACAUCUGAUGAGAGUGCGAAACUAGAUGAGGAGACCUUGCGGAAGGACAGCAAGGUUUGUGGAGAAGCGGGCACACAGCCCUCUUUGCGUUUGCCGCCUCUGCGUGAAAAUCGCCACAACAAGCUCUUCCAGGCCGCGCUCGGCCUUAGGCAGGAAAAUGGAACCAUACGCCCUGGUGACUGCAUGCUGAUUCUGGAUGGAGGAAGAGACGGACUACAAUCCACUCUGCUUGGAGCCAUAAAGCCAAGCGCGACGGCUGGCAAUAUGCCCAAGUGGAAGACAACCAAGUUUCUUUUUUGGGAUGAACGUUCAAUUCGUCAGAAAAAGAAGAGAAACAAAGGCAGCCAUGUGAAUCAGUUAGAGCGUCUUUUCCUGAUCCUGCCAGAGGAAGCUGGCCUGGUGUACAAGAAGAGAAAGCACUAUGCUGGCACAUCCCAUGGGGAUUGUAUCGGACCAAUCCUUGCCCCUGCUUGGGACGAUGAAAAGGAGACUUGGUCAAUGACCUACGCCGAGAAAAAGGUACUUUAUGGAGCUGUCAACCGGAUUGCCGUGGGUGGAAAGCCUGAUGAGGUUGCCAACGACCAGCAAAAGGGUGUCCGGCGCAAGGAUGCAGAUGUGGAGCCGGUGGCAUUCCAUUCGCUGCCUUCGGAAAAGGUAUCGGAGAUAUUUCAUGAGUUCAAUAUCUCGGCGAUGUUGGACUUGUCCUGCUGCGACGGGAAGACCGCCUGGGAAGCUAUCUUGCAAAGGGUAGCUUACAUUGGCAUUUGCUUCACCGAAGACCAUGUCAAGUUCCUUCUGAGACACCUGGAGACCAAAUGUUGGGAAGGCAUGCUGGACCCCGAGUCCAGCAUUUUUGAGCCCUCACUCCUGGCCUUGGUGCAGAAGAAGCCGAAGAAUCGCAAAAAGUCCAAGGUGAACAUGAUGUUCCCCUGUCAUUGUCAGUCGGUUGUCCAUUCCACCGCCAUAAACCUAAUUAAGGAUGAUGUUAGUAGCCUGUUCUGGCAGGCAGCUGAGGAAGAAGCAGAAGAGCCGAAUGAAGAUGAGGAUGAAGGAGAAGAACAGGAGGAAGAAGACCAGGACGAUGAAAACGAAGAUGAGGAUGAGGAUGCAGGAGAAGAACAGGAGGAAGAAGACCAGGACGAUGAAAACGAAGAUGAGGAUGAGGAUGAAGGAGAACAGGAGGAGGAAGAGGAUGAGGAGGAUGAGGACAAUGAUGAGGAACCAGAGAAGAGGGGACAGAAGAGAAAGGCAGCGGGCAAAGCAAAGGCCAAGGCGAAGGCAAAGGGACGUGGAAAAGGCAAGAAGCCAAAGGCAAAAGCAAAGGCAACGGGACGCCCCAAGGUGCCCCACUGCCCCACUGUUAAUUUGAAAAACCAGGUCCAGCUUUUAAUUUCUGGGGCACUUCCCCCCUUUUAG